UAUUUGGCAACAGCAAUGAAUUUUGCAGCUCGAAAGCUCUAUUUCUCUCUCCUGAUUUUCUCUCUCUUCCCCCUCUCUCUCUGCGUCCGUCCCUUCAUCCUCGUUCUCUCGCAAGACGAUCUCCUAAACACCCCUACCUCGCCCGAGGACUCGCCGCCCGCCGCCGACUCAGCUCCAAAUGAGUCGCCGGACUGGGACGAGUUUGGCGACUCCGACGCUGCGCAGUCAGAAGAGGAGCUCGACCCGGGAUCCUGGCGCCCAAUCUUCGAACCCGACCCCUUUAAGGCCGACCCGGCUACCCACCCCGACGACGGAUACUACUCCACCGUAUCCAAAUUAAUAAAGUCCGUUAGCUCCGGUGACACCGCGCUCAUGGACGCCGCCGUUUCGGAGAUCGAGGACUCGGCUUCCCGCGGCCUCCCUCACGCGCGGUCCGUUCUGGGGUUUCUGUACGGUACGGGCCAGAUGAGGAAGCAGAACAAGGCCAAGGCUUUCACGUACCAUUACUUCGCCGCUAAGGCCGGCAACAUGCAGUCGAAGAUGGCCCUCGCGUAUACUUACUUCAGGCAAGAUAUGUUUGAUAAAGCGGUGAAAUUGUACUCGGAAUUGGCCGAGGCAGCUGUGAAUAGCUUCCUGAUUUCGAGGGACUCAGCAUCGAUCGAGGCGGUGAGGAUCCACAGCGGAGCGGAGGAGAACAAGGAGGCAUUGAGGAAGAGCCGCGGCGAAGAAGACGAGGACUUUCAGAUUUUGGAGUACCAAGCUCAAAAGGGAAACUCUGCGGCAAUGUAUAAGGUGGGCCUGUUUUACUAUUUCGGGCUGAGAGGGUUGCGCCGCGACCACGCCAAGGCGUUGUCGUGGUUUCUGAAGGCGUUGGAGAAGGGAGAGCCUCGGGCGAUGGAGCUCCUCGGAGAGAUUUAUGCUAGGGGAGCUGGAGUUGAGAGGAAUUACACCAAGGCUUUGGAGUGGCUUACACUUGCAGCCAAACAGGAUCACUAUUCGGCAUAUAACGGGAUGGGGUAUUUGUAUGUUAAAGGAUAUGGAGUGGAGAAGAAGAACUACACUAAAGCAAAGGAGUAUUUUGAGAAAGCUGCUGAUAAUCAAGACGGUGGCGGGCACUAUAACCUAGGAGUAAUGUAUCUCAAAGGAAUUGGGGUAAAGAGAGAUGUUAAACUUGCAUGUCAAUACUUCAUCUUUGCUGCGAAUGCUGGUCAACCCAAGGCAUUCUACCAGCUAGGGAAGAUGUUUCAUACAGGAGUCGGGCUUAAGAAGAAUCUUCCACGGGCCAUUGCAUUAUACAAAUUAGUUGCAGAAAGGGGACCGUGGAGCUCGUUGUCUCGAUGGGCACUUGAAUCAUACUUAAGAGGGGACGUAGGCAAGGCAUUUUUCUUGUAUUCAAGGAUGGCUGAGUUAGGCUAUGAGGUAGCGCAGAGUAACGCUGCAUGGAUUCUUGACAAAUAUGGAGAGCGAAGCAUGUGCAUGGGAGAAUCUGGUUUGUGCACUAAUGCAGAAAGGCAUCAGCGGGCACAUUCAUUAUGGUGGCAAGCAUCUGAGCAGGGUAAUGAACACGCUGCUUUGCUGAUUGGGGAUGCGUAUUACUAUGGUCAGGGUACUGAGAGGGAUUAUGAACGAGCGGCAGAGGCUUACAAGCAUGCCAGGUCCCAGUCUAACGCCCAAGCCAUGUUCAACCUUGGUUACAUGCAUGAGCAUGGACAAGGGCUGCCUUUGGAUCUUCAUCUUGCAAAGCGUUACUAUGAUCAAGCCCUAGAAAUUGAUUCGGCAGCAAAGUUGCCUGUCACGCUAGCCCUCACAAGCUUAUGGAUACGAAAAAAUUAUGCCGACGGUUUCCUGGUACAUAUAAUCGAUUCAUUGCCUGAAGCCUAUCCCAAGGUUGAAGAAUGGGUAGAUACCGUGCUACUUGAUGAAGGGAACGCAACGAUAUUGACUCUUUUUGUUUGCCUCCUUACUGUCUUAUUUCUACGUGAGCGACAACGCAGGCAUGCUGUUGCUGCCCCUGAUGCGAUGGCUGCACUGCACCACCCGAAUGAGCAUGUUGCGCCACCCAUGUAGUUUAGCUGGCAACAUUGGUCUUUCAAGAACGACAGGGCUCUUCCAUCGUUGAUGAACAAACCCUUACAUCUAGGAUACAAUGUACAGGUAUCUAAUGCCCGGUAAAUUGAUGCGGAGAUGAGGUUUCGAUGUUUUGGGACAAAUUGUACCAUGGAGACUUGAGCACGUAGGAAACGAAGAUGCGUUUGCCUUUUAACGUACUUCCCGUGAUAAAUUGAGGAGGAUAUUGACAUAUUUUUGCCGAAUGACCAAAAUGAUUUACAGUA
Messenger RNA from Pyrus x bretschneideri (Chinese white pear), 2333 nucleotides. RefSeq names its product ERAD-associated E3 ubiquitin-protein ligase component HRD3A. Lineage: Eukaryota; Viridiplantae; Streptophyta; Magnoliopsida; Rosales; Rosaceae. Gene Ontology annotation, molecular function: protein binding. The coding region runs from base 16 to 2067 and encodes 683 amino acids. The record is from RefSeq and is a predicted model, not a curated record. The transcript has 6 exons.